UGCUGUAGUGGUACUGCCGGCUAGAUAGUCGCCGGUUUGUGCUGACAUCAUACGAAUAUCCACACGUCAAACCCAAUGGGAAGAUCAGAUCGGCAAAGGCGCUCUCUCUUCUCUCACAAUUUUAGUUUGAAUCAACUCGCAAAGCAAGUUGACAUUCAGACUCGAACCUAAUCAAUACUCUUCGCUUCGAUUCCCUUACUUCCUUUUCUUUGACAUGUGCAAGCCCGAACCUAUUCGCGAUCACAACGGCGCGGCCGAUGGCGCCGGAAAAGCUCCUGAUGUGUGGCACGUCCUUGAUGUUGACUCCUGCAUGGAUACUCUCAAGACAUCCAUGCGUGGUCUCUCCUCUUCCCAAGCUCAAGAGCUGCUCAAGGUCCACGGAUACAAUCAGUUGACCGAGAAGAAGAAGAAGACUCUCCUCGAGCGCAUCUGGGGUCAAGUGAACAACGUGUUGGUUGGAAUCUUGGCCGUUGUUGCUGUGGUCUCUGCUGCCAAAGCUGCUACUGCCAAGUCUACCGAGGAUGCCAUUACCAACUGGCUCGAAGUUGCCUUGAUUGUCUUCGUCAUCUCCCUCAAUGCCUGGAUUGGUAUCAUGCAGGAAGGUUCUGCCGAGAAGGCCGCCAAUGCCCUCAAGUCGAUGCUUUCCUCUGAUGCUGAGGUUGUCCGUGAUGGUGUGAACACGGAAAUCCCUGCCAACGAGCUUGUCCCCGGUGACAUUGUUGUCAUCAAGACUGGUGACCGUAUCCCUGCUGAUAUCCGUAUGUUGGAGACCUCCAACUUGGCCUGUACCGAAGCUGCUCUUACUGGUGAAUCCCUCCCUGUUGAAAAGGUUAUUGAAGCCCUUGAAACCAACAACCCUGCUGAGGUUCCUUUGGGUGACCGCAAGAACAUGGCCUUCUCUGCUACCUUGUGUUCCCAGGGACGUGGUCUUGGAAUUGUUUGCUGCACUGGAGACAACACCCAGAUUGGUACCAUCAACGCCCUUGUCAACAAUGUCGAACAAAAGAAGACUGCUGUGCUCGAGCAAAUCGACAAUGUCUCCAAGGUCAUUGCUUGCUUUGUUGUCCUUUGCGGUUUGAUCACCUUCUUUGUUGCCUACUUCCAUGUUGACCAAGCUCCUCUGGACUCUGUUGCCAUCGCCUUGGUCUGUGCUGUUGCCAUGAUUCCUGAAGGUCUUGCCUCCAUUGUCUCUUUGACCUACGCCUAUGCUGUCUCCAACAUGGCCAAGUUGAAUGCCAUCGUGCGCAUGCUUCCUGCUGUUGAGACCUUGGGUAGUGUCACUGUGAUCUGCUCUGACAAGACUGGAACCUUGACCAAGAACGAGAUGACUUUGACUGCCUUUGUCACCUCCGAAGGCCGCUACCAAUUCAACACAGACAGUACCGAACGUGUGUCCUCCAACUUUGUCCGUAAUGAUGCUUUCAUGGCCUACAAGAGUGGAGAAGACAACAAGGCACCAGUCCAAAGUGUCGGAAGCUCCCCAGUUGCCAAUGGCCAAUCCCCCAACACUGCCUACUUCCAGUCUGCCAUGGCCUGUGGUGUCCUUUGUGGUAACAGUAAACUUGGAGUCAACGGUGGACGUGAUGGAGAGAUUGGAAACCCAACCGAGCUUGCCAUUGUCCGUGCUGCCUACUUCUCUGGUUGUGAUGUUGAUGGCAUGAAAACCAAGUCUCCUACUGUCGCCGAGGUUCCUUUCAGCUCCGAGUACAAGUUCAUGGCCACUGUUCACGAACCAGUUGCUGAGAUUGAUGGUGCUGGCAAUGAUGGAGAAUAUGUUGUCUAUGUCAAGGGUGCCCCCGAUCGGAUGGUUGCCAUGUGCUCUCACCAAUUCAAGGGAGGUAUUGUUGGAGAAGAAAAUAUUGAGCCUGUCAACACUGAAUACUGGAACAAGCAAAUCUCUAUCCUCAGUUCCUACGGUCUUCGUUGUCUUGCUCUGUGCCGCACCAUGGUUCCCAAGGACAGUGUGAAGAAGGGAGAACAGCUCAAGCCUGAUUUCGUGAAGGGCAAGGGCGCUUGGUUGACCAUUGUUGGACUCUGUGCUAUCAUGGAUCCUCCUCGUCCUGAGUGUGUUGAUGCUAUCAAGGUUGCCCACAAGGCUGGAAUCCGUGUUGUCAUGAUCACCGGUGACCACAAGGAUACUGCGCUUGCUAUUGGAGAAAUGCUUGGCCUUGUUGAUGAGAAAUUCAACGAAGCAAAGACUGGACCUGAGUUGGACAACAUGGAUGAUAUGCAGCUGCGUCAUGCUGUCAUGAACUACAAUGUCUUCGCCCGUGCAUCUCCCCAAAACAAGAUCCAGAUUGUCGAAGCCCUUCAGGCAGAGCAGCAGGUCUGCAGUAUGACUGGUGAUGGUGUCAAUGAUGCUCCAGCUCUCAAGAAGGCCGAUAUGGGUGUUGCCAUGGGUAAAGAAGGAACUGAUGUUGCCCGUGAAGCCUCUGAGAUGAUCCUUGCCGAUGAUAACUUUGCCACCAUUGUUGCUGCUGUCCGAGAAGGCCGUGUUGUCUGGGAUAACUUGCGAAAGAUUCUCUUUGUUAAUACUCCCAUCAACAACGCUCAAGGUCUCACUGUUCUUUUCGGUAUGAUCUUUGGAAUGAAGGACACUCUUUUGACACCCAUCCAGGUCCUUUACUGUAACUUGAUCUGUGCCGUCACCCUUGGUUUUGUCCUUGCUGUGGAACCUGCUGAGGAUGGAAUCAUGCUUCACAAGCCCCGCAAGCCCGGCAAGCGCCUCAUCGGACGCUUCCUUCUUCUCCGUAUCCUCAUCGCCACCGUCACCCUUGUCAGUUUGACUGUUGGAGCCUCCUACCUUGUCCGUGGUGUUGCUGGCGACAACGAAGAUGGCAAGAAAUAUGAUUUGGCUCAAAUCCGCUCCCAAGCCUCCAACACUUUGACCUUUUCGGCCAUCUCUGUCACCAUGAGUGCUCGAUUCUCCUACCUUUCUUCCUUGCACCCCCGUCUCUUCCGUGGAAACCCCUUCAUGUGGUACUCCCUUGUCCCUCUUGUCAUCUUGCAGCUCAUGAUCACCUACAUCCCUGGUCUCAACAGCGUCUUGUUCGGCAUGGGACCCAUGGAUUGGAUGCAGUGGGUCAUUGUGUUGGUCUGCAUGGUUAUCACCUUCCUUGUCAUGGAGACAGAGAAGUCCAUCCGCAGUAGCCUGAAGUCUCAAGGUUCUGACACUGAUGACGAAAAGUAUGAUGCUCGCUUCGACAACUAAGCGACCACCAAAAAUGAACGAGGCGCCCCACUGGUGCUACAGCGGAGGAAGACCUCUUCAUCUCUAUGUGUAAGAACUUGUGAUUGACAGUGUGUGUACAUACAAAAAAGAAACGAAGAUCUCUGCCAAGCGGCGGUAGACAUUAGAAAGAUAACCCACUAGUAGUACGAAUU
Seminavis robusta is the source of this 3384-nucleotide messenger RNA. The record is from the annotation of a GenBank genome assembly. NCBI's taxonomy places the organism in Eukaryota, Bacillariophyta, Bacillariophyceae, Naviculales, Naviculaceae.